Molecule: messenger RNA, 3311 nt
Organism: Panicum hallii
Lineage: Eukaryota; Viridiplantae; Streptophyta; Magnoliopsida; Poales; Poaceae
Exons: 3
Coding region: 60-3179 (1039 amino acids)
Source: RefSeq, a predicted model, not a curated record
AGUAGCGAGCAAGCUAGCCCUGAACGGUGCUGCUGUGGAUACAAGGGAACUGGGAAACAAUGGCGAGCCUGGAUGCUUCCGGUGGCGAGGUUUCCAUCCGAAUGCCCUCUGAAGCUGCAAACCCCGUAUGUGGCGUGUUGCAGCGCAAGAGGAGGAGCACCAUCACUAAGCAGGAGAGGAGGCUGAACAGCUUCGUUCUCUUUGUUGCCUCCGGAGAGUGGGUGGGCAACGCCUUCGGCGCGCUGGCUUUCUUGUGGGCAACAGUGGUCUUGCUGGGCGGGUAUGGCAAGGAACUCAACGAUAAGGACUUCGGGAUUGCAGCGGGUAUAAUCUUCAUUGAAGCCUUCAGGAUGUUCAGCCGCAACUACAGAUUGGAUGACCAGUCAAUGUUCAGGACUACAAGGGCGUUCAGAGCCAUAAGUUCGCCUUUUGCUUGCAUGCUCGUGCGACCGCAGGAAUGGAAUGAACUUGCGGCUAUCAUGGGUUCAUCCAUAUGCCUUGUAUAUUUCCUCCCAACCCUGCCCUCGGAAGUGGUUCUGGCCAACAUCAUUAUGGCAGCCUUACUACUUUUGAUGAGCAAGUUGCAGUUUCCAGGGGCUCUGCAGCUCAUGAGCAGGCCCCGACGGUACCGGCGGCUGCUGCUCUGGGCUGUCCUAGCUGCCCUCCUGAUUAAGGCUGCUUAUCACAUAUCAGAGCUGGUAAAACAGAAAACAAAGCUUCUACUACUUGCUCUAGAACCCUGGUACGCUUUUGAGUCAGCAGCUAUCGUAGCGCUGGUCAUAGCGGUGUUGCUUCUCAACUUUAGACCCCCCAGUAUUGCCAGGCUAAUAGACAGUCGCUGUGGUCGCAGACUGCUGUCUUUGGCUAAAGUGGUUAUAAUCAUAUAUUUGAUUGGUAAUUUGGUUUUGUUGGCCUCGGUCAAAAUGGCAUCAGCAUAUUAUUAUCGACUUCCCAUGAAGUAUUUGCAUUUACUGAGGUUGCAGGGCUUGCUAUGCUUACCAUUAGCUACAUUGGUAUUAUCACUUGUCAGCUUACAGACCCCUGCAAAUAGUCCUUCUAGCCAACCGAUUGAUAUCACCCUGCAUAUAUGCUUCUUUGUACAACUGGUGUCCACGUUGGCUAACAUCGGCUCAGAUAUGAUCGGGACUGCAAUAAUGCUAGGGGUGCUACUGAUUGGCAACCUGCAGAUUCCAGGGGCCAUCAUACGAAUAAUGCUCUCAUCUUUCGGCCUUGCCAAUCUGCAGCAUAACAAAUACGAAGAGAAAAAAUUGUUGGGAUCUAUGGACGCCUUCUACGUGCUGACGCUCUGCCAAGGGACACUCUACACAGUGGCAUGCAUCUGCGAUCUCUUCUCCUUCUUCCUCCGCAGAUCGCUUGCUCGUCAAUCAGGACUCAGGGGUAAGCGGGGAGCAAGAGCUGUCGACUUGUACUACCACUGUGCCUACCUCAAGUGCAUGGAAACCGGUAUUCUCACAGCGGGGAAGGAGAUCAGCCUCACCAGCUUUGCCAUUGAGUCCCUCAGCUCUGGCUCACGUAAGAAGCAGCUCGCCGGGGUUCUCAUUGUUGACAGCCUGCUGCAACAGAGGGAAGAGCUCGUCUCAAGGAUCGCCUGCUCCAGCAAAGCGGUGUCUUCCUUGAGCAACAUGCUUGGCUGGACAGAUGCUCCAGACAGAGAAAUCAGGCUGCUCGCUGCCAGGGUCACUGCCAAGCUAGCUGCCGGCCUCAGGGUCGCUGCGAUUCCUGGUAUGCUCCAGUUGGUUUCAUCACUACUUGAUGCCGAGGAUCAGCUUGCAAGAGGAUUAAAUUCAGCCAAGGAUGCUGGUGAUGAUAAAUCCCCAGGCAGUGCCGGGAUCAAACCAAGGAGACAUGACUCAUAUGUUAGCCAGCAUUGGCAGCGGAUGAAAGAAAGGUGGACCGUUCCAGCAGAGCCGCCCUUGACGCAUCAGGACUCCUUCCCUGUACUUGGCAUGCUGAUUCUCGAGAAGCUUGCUUCCGAUCCUGACAACUGUGCAGAAAUUGGCAGGGCCACGGACCUCAUCUCCAAGAUCUCAGGGUUCAUAAGCUACACUAGCAGCAGUCGUGCGCAGCAGAAAGCGGUGGUCUGCUCAUCACUGAAUUUGGUGAGGAGGCUUGCAAUCACCGGCGGGAAAGUCGGCGCAUUGCUUCGGCAAGAGCUGUGGGAGGACCCAUUCUUGCUGGACAACCUUGCAGGCAUAUUGGAAGAUAGCCGCAGCAGCAUUAAAGCAUGGGAGCCAGCCAUGGAUAUCAUAGCUAAGUUGGCCUUGGCUGAGGAUGCUAGGAAGGAGAUUGGAAGCAACAAAUUGAUUAUUUUUAAGCUGAUGCACGCAUUUCUUGGGCGAUAUGGACCGACCAACAUGCACUACAGCCAGCCGCUGCGAUUGGCUGCAGGAGAAGCUCUGGGAAAUCUUGCAAUCGAGAACACUGCAAAUUGCUUAAUCAUCUUGGAGGAACCGGGAUACAAACUUAUCAAGGAUCUCAAGGAUAUGCUUUGGCAUGAUAAGUACAGAUAUGUUGCUGCAACUCUUCUGCAGAAUUUGUGCGCGCACUCCAGAGACAAGAUGCAGAGUCUAGAUGCAUACGAGCACCUCUCGUGUGCCUUGCCAGUGGUGGUGGAAAACAUUAUGGCUGUGGAAGGUAAACAGAUGGAGACCCUAAUUGGCCUUGCAUCACAAAUUUGUAAUAUCAUCCCUGAAUGUGUUGUCCACUCUCUUGAGUCACACCUUGGUGUAUCAGCAUUUGUUAAGAAAAUGGUGAAUGCACUCCAUGCCAACAAGAAACCAAGCCCUGAAUACCCAAGGAUGAGAAGGGUGAUAGUUGAGCUCACAAUAUCCAUCAUAGAAUCGCAUCCUUGCUACACAACCAUCUUUAUAGAAGGAGGGAUGAUGGAAGCUCUGUCAAAGAUAGAAAGUAUUCCAUCUAAAGUGGAAAGGUACAGGAUCUUCUUGGGCAAUGCAGGAGCGGUUUUGGAGAGCGGUUUACCUCUACCGAAUAUGGUGUCCAGAGCAAAAGGGUUAUUUGAUUCUGCGACUCGAACUCCGGAACUCAUCAUUGGUCACCGCCUAUUUAUUGAUGAUAUAUCUUUGUGUUGUUGUAAUGAAACAUAUGGCACUGAAGCCAUAUUUAAUCAAUUAGGAAAGAAGGUAGAGAGCCUGCGUUGAGUGAGGCUCAAAUAAGGGUUGUUAUGGACACAGCUAGUGUGACAAAACGAGCUACCACUAGUUAUCCAUUGUGUUUUUUUUAAUUCAUUGUAGCUGAAUAUAUCAAAGGUUUGGGGGACUCUUAUGUGAAUA